Messenger RNA from Eremomyces bilateralis CBS 781.70, 1189 nucleotides. RefSeq lists its product as uncharacterized. The transcript has a single exon. The record is from RefSeq and is a predicted model, not a curated record. NCBI's taxonomy places the organism in Eukaryota, Fungi, Ascomycota, Dothideomycetes, Eremomycetales, Eremomycetaceae. Bases 134 to 868 code for a protein of 244 amino acids.
CUAUAACCAUCCGUUCCUUCAUUACCACACAUCCGACAAUUCCACUCAAUGAAAUCCUCCACAACCAACUCCUAAACUCCAUCCCCCCACUGUCGGCAACCGAGCCCCAUCCAUCACCAGACCCCAACACAUCAUGGCGCCUUACCCAUUAGAUACCGAAACUAACCCCUCCCGCGACAAGCCCGACGACAACGACAACGACAACGACAACCACCACGACGGCAUCCCCGGCUGGGCCAUCUUCCUCAUCAUCGUCAUCCUAGUCGCCAUCCUCGCCUCCGCCGCCUGGUUCCUCUGGGUACGCCUCCGCGCUCGCCGCAACGCCUCCUCCCUCCCCGCGCCUGCCCGCGGCGGGAUCCUCGGCUGGCUCCGCUCGCGCCUCAAUUCUGCGAAGAACCGGCGGUCGGCGCCCGGCGCCUACGAGCCGUCGGGGUAUGGCGGACGGAGCGGGCAUGCGAUGGAUCACGACGAAGCGUGGGAUGCGCGGGUGGGGCACGAGGCGGAUGCGUAUGGGCCGGCGGGGUAUUAUGAGGAGCAGGAAUUGGGGUUGCAUCCGUACCGGGGGCGGACGGAGUAUGAAGGAGGGGGAGGGGCGCCGGCGGCGGGGUUGACGGUGGGGGUCGAUCGGGGGAGGAGUACGAGUCGGCAGCGGGAUGCGGAGGAUGGGUAUGAUGAGGGCGUGACGAGGGGGGGCGUGGCGCCGUUGGAUCGGGAUCCGUUCAGCGAUGAGGCAGAGCAGAGUAGUUUGCGGGGGGUCAGUCCGAAGCCGAUUGAUACGGACAAAGCGCAGAAGAGCAAAGCGGACGGAGGGGCGAGUACGGAUAACAGUCCGACGGAGAGAAGGAGCAUGUUCCGUGAAAAUAUGUAGGCUGGGAGCAUCUGGGUUUCGGCCAUCUGUACGACAGCAAGCGGGCUUGUGGUGCUUAUGACUUUCCGGUCUAUUGUAUGGACUUAUGUUUACAGCUCGGUAAAAGGCUUAAGGCUAGCCGAUGAUACGGAUAUAUGACUGCUUGGCUUCAAAAGUAUCAUGAUGCACUUUGUGCGGCCAAUCUCCUUGACAUGUUACCAGUAUGAUUGGGGAUGCGUAGUCUCUAGUUGCACAAAAGAAAGGGUUGUACAUGAUUCUACGUUGAUAACAUCGUUUAGUAUGACGCCAACGUCUAACUAGUACUAUGGAAUCCUAUAUAUA